This is a messenger RNA of Symbiodinium sp. CCMP2456, 4356 nucleotides long. Lineage: Eukaryota; Dinophyceae; Suessiales; Symbiodiniaceae. The record is from the annotation of a GenBank genome assembly.
AUGGUUCGCACUGGAGCAAAUGGUCCACCGAGAGUGAGGUCUCGACGAGCUGACGGUGUGCUAUUCGUUUUGGCGCUUGUUGCAUCAAGUACUCUACAGGGCUGCCUACCUCCUGACUGGUCAUUCUGCGACUGCGACUUCCGUGAUAAUUUCUGGGACAGUAUUCUGAAUGAUGUACACCUGCUCUGGGAUGGUCCAGACUUUGUGCGAAAAGCCAGAGAUAACAGAACCUUCCAGGGAAGAUAUUUGCAAUCGCCGCCAAGCGACCUGAACUGUCCAGUAAACCCAAGCGUUUUCUGGAAGGCCUGGCCGCAGUACGGAAUUACACGUGGGCUGAUUGAGGGCUCAAUGGGAGAUCUCUGGAUGCCCGGAGCCAGAGACAGGUUCAAACAAGUUUGUAUAGCAGGGCACCUGGCCUUGAUGGCAAUCUGCUCACAGCACUUCUUGGUGAAAUCUGCACGAGCACAGGAGGCAGGCGAUCCUGACCACAUGAAGUGGCUUGAGGCAUCUUUCGGUCACAUGGUCGCAAUUCGUAACCUGGGCCAGGCAUACCAAAUUCGGCAAUGCAUGGGUCAGCAAGGUUGGUCGCUGGAUGUCGGCGCUUUCCAUAAGUAUACUGAAAGAUGGAUAGGCCGAGAAGCUGCUGGGACUGUUCCUCAAGCUGCAUUUUUCAACGGUCAGGUCGACCCUUGGCAAAUGCUUUUCACCAAGCCGAUGCACCACAACGAGGAGAGCCGAGCCGCGGCCUUGCCGGAUCGACGUGUCUGUGUUCCCUUUAAGGACCCGGCAUGUUGGAAGCGGAAAUCCCAGUUGCUAAUAGAGACGUGCGAGUAUUGCUGCAACCCCUUCCAACACAAGACAGGGCGUGGUGCGAGCUGGUGCUGGGAUGACGAAUGGACAUAUGAGAGAUGUUGCCAGCAGGACUACAAAGACCUUGUGUGCGAAGUGCAGCGAAAGGGCGAGGAAGGCGGAUGCGUCGACUGCAAAAAGUCCGUGACAUACAACUGCAUGACGCCGCCCGAAAAGCGGUUGAAGGAUGCUCAGGACAACUACAACAAGAAGGUUGAUCUCUUUAAUAGCUUGCAGGACAAAGCCCGGACACUUGCACAGGACACAGCAGCAGCAAGGGCGGACCUGAUCAGCAAAGAUGCAACAUACCAAGAGCUUCACGCUGACCUGAACACGAAGCUCCGGAUCUGGCAUGUCGCAUUUAAUAACGCUUCAAGGCUGUUGUCGGCCGCUCGGCUGCGCCAGCAAGAGCUAACUUGGAACAAUUCGAACGCGGCAUUACAACAGGCACAAGCUACGCUGAGAUCGGCACAAGGAGCGACAUCCACUGCGCAGGCCACAGUUGCCGAGGCCAGAAGGCAAGAGCAACUGGGCAAACAGCUGCUUGCAAACAACGAGUCGGCCUAUGCGAAAGCACAGAGCCACCAGGCAGCAACCAAAGAAGCUCUAACGAAGAGCCAGGACCAGCGGAAAGCAGCGGAGACGGUGGCUGCGGAAGCCGAAGCGACGCUGGAGGCCGCAAAGACAACUGCCAAGGCGGCCUUUGAGACCUCGCUUUCUGCGAAUGAGUCUUCAGAUGCUACCCACAGAGACACCAGAAAGCCCUUAGAGGAGGCGUCGUCUUUGAGAGACGCACUGCGAGCAACGGCCUGGGCGAGUCAAUCCCGGCACGCCGCCUUCUCUGCAGCUCUGCAAAGAGCGUCUUCGCAGUCCGCCAGCGCCAGCUGUCAGGAGCGAUCCGUCGACACCGCGACAACAGCAGCUCGGGUUCGUUCUGCAGAGCGAUCGGUCAAGGAGGCAGCAGCCGUCCGCAACCGCAGCGCAGAAGAUCUUCAGGUGGCUGCAAAGGCUGAAGAACUCUUUCACCAAGUGCUCACCAAUUGUACAGUGGGACCUCAUGGAUCAUCUGCUGCACGAUGUCUCAUUGAUGUCACACCGGCCAACAAGUCCGCGAAGCCUCUUUUGUCGAAGUCGUCCUGGCGCAAAGAACUUUGCAACACCUGGCAGGCACCGCAUGGAUGCCCAGAUGGCCAGAGCUGCGAUUGCUCCAUCACGUGUGACAGCGAGCCAAAUGCGCAAGCCAGUGAGAUGCGAAUAAACACCCUUGUGCAGCAGAUGCUCGAGACUCAGCGUCUGGCAGAACAGGCCCUUGCUCGGCAAAGAAGCAAAAGGGACGAUUUUGAUGACAUCGAGGUGUACAUUCCUGCUGAGCUGAUCAGUGCCAUGGAAGCGGCAACCCAGAAAGUUGCAUCAGUGAAAGAGAAGCAAGCGGCAGCUACCAAGGAUUCCAGGGAGGCACAAAACAUGCUGGAGAAGGCAAAGUCUGAUCGCGAAGCAGCGGACAAGAAGCAGAGAACUGCACAAGACAAGCUUGUUCAAGCACAGAGCCAGGAGAAAGACUUGCUUUCGCAGCUGACUGCAGCGCGAGCGGACUUGGACCGAAACAUGACGUCGCUGCAGGAGUUGAGGCAGCGUCUGGCAGAGGCCAACCAGACAGCUCAGAAGGCGUCAACGAUGCUUGCCGAAGCCAUUAGACGCGAAGAUUGGAGCAAGACACUUUACCACAAUUUGACGAAAGAAGCAAGCAGGAAAAGGGAGGAGAAUAACACGGAAGUCCUGCGAAGAGACGAAGCUGACAAGAAAGUCCAAGCGUUGAACCAGUCCCUCGCGGAGAAUCUCACGGUGCUUGUCUCGGCCUGGCUGCGUCAGCAAGAGACCGCCGGUGAGGCCUCGCACUCGGCGCGUUGGAGCGAGCGGCUCCUGGCAGCGGCCAAGGCCGUCCUGGUGAACAUGGUGGGGUCGUUCGAGAGUUUUCUGGAAAACUAUGUCAUUAGCAUCUCGGACAAGGACGCAGCCAUGCAGGUAAUGCGAGCUGUGGAGGACUUGAAGGCCGUGGAGCUGAGUGCUCUGGAGGCCGAGAAGAACGCUGAGGACGCCGCAGAGCAGGUGCGGCAAGCCGAGGGCAAGGUUGCGGAAGCCGAGGCUGCCAGGACGCAUUCCGAUUCGAAAGCCCGCAACGCAACCAGCGCUGUUGAGGAGGCGAAGGAUGUUCUGCUUUCUGCAGAGCGCUUGCUGAACCAGACCAGGGUCGUCGUCGACACUGUCGGGCAACAGCUGCAAGAUGUGAAGACGUUGGUUGGCAAGAUCAAGGCUGAGGUCGAUGCCGCAGUGUCAGAUCAUCAAAAGGCUGUUCGUGCAGUCGAACAGCACGCAGACAGCGUGAGGACGACAGCACAGAAUGUGGAAGCUGCGGAUGCUGAGGUUGCGAAGGCUCUUGCUGGCCACUCAGCGGCCGAAGCAAAAAUCGCGAGCGCCAAAGAUGCAUCCCUUGGGAGCAGUCUACAAGCAGCAAAGCGGAAAUGCAAGCCGAGUGAGCAGGAGUUCCAGGUCUAUCUGCACUUCCGAGAGCAUCUAGGUCUCGCGAAGCACGUCGUCGUCCAACGCAUGAAGUUGCUGCAAUUGGCCGAUGGCGAGCUACAGCGGGAAGUGCUUGCCUUGCAGGAUGCCCAGGUUCUCCACGAAACGUUACAAGAUGAUGUAUUGGAUGCUGAUGCUGCCGUGAAAGAGCAUGCUGCGGCCAAUGCGGCUGCGGACAUGGAUGCGCAGGUGCUGCAGGCGUGGGCGAACAAAUCUGGAGCGGAACUCUCCGAGCACAUGGAGAAGUUCAGAGUUGCCCAGGGAGAUGUGAAUGCGGUGCUGAAGAAGCGCGAGGAGGCCAGCAGGUCAUCUUUGUCCUUGGCUACAGCAUAUCUCAACGCGGCUUCACAAAGGGAGGCGUCUGAAGGUAACCUACUCCGCAGGAAGGACGAGCUGGAAGCGGCAAAAAACCAAUCGACUCGGCUUGCUUCAGAACUUGUGAAGUCCGUGGAAGCAGAGGCAGCGGCGAAGAAGUCCGCCGAAGAGGCCAAGGCUUGGCAGGCAAGCUUCAACACAUCUUUGCAGAUUGGAAGGAAAGAGGGGCUCCUGAGGGAAGCUCAGCAGGAGCAGCAGAGAUGCGAAGAAGCUGAGGUCAAUGCAUCAAAAAGAGAAACCAGGAUGCGCUCGUUGCUGAAUACGCACAAAAAGCACCUCGUCUUGUGUGACCUGCAGGUUGAACUUCCUGAAAAGGAAGCACUCAGACUUGAGGCCAAAGCUGCUUUCGACAAAGCAGAAAAGGCCCUCUUGGAGGCGCAGAAGAAGUUGGAGAGCCUCGCGAGUGAAGAAGCAGAGACUCAUGAAAGUAUUGGAAAGACCUACAAGGAGCUGGAGGAGUUGAAGGUUGAGCAUUCCAUAGCAGACAAGGAGUACAACGAUCAGGACGCUCAGUUGGUCUCUGCGCAUCUGUGCAAUUUGUCAUGGACGCUCUGA